AUGGGUGAACGUAUGGGUCUCUCAGGUUCAGAGCUCAUAGAGUUUGUGGAUAGGAAAGAGAAGGAGUAUACUGAACGUGAGGAACGUAUGUUGAGACGGGAAGACGAGAGACACAGACGAGAUGAGGAAAGGCGGCGUCAUGAUGAUGAACAACGGUGGUUUGAGGCUCAAGAAGCAGAAAAGAAACGGAUGUUUGAGCUUGAGCAAGCUGUGAAAAAAAGGUUAUUUGAGUUGGAGCGUUUAGAAAAGGAAAGAGCUUUAAAAGAGGAAGAACGAUCUUUAAGAGAGGAAGAACGAGUUUUGAAACAACAGGAGUUGGAAAUGCUUAAAAUAAAGGCUGAAGCCGGGGCUUUAGGAACUGAUAAAAGUGCUGAGCACUUGAGCAGUAAAACAUUGCGGCCAAGGCUGCCGAAGUUUGAGGAAACUCAUGGCGGCUCUAUCACAUCUAACAGGAUGAAUCGAAGUAAUGUGUCAUGCAGCAUGGAGCUACAGCCUUCGACCGAGUUUCAGCCAGUGUCUCAGACUAUACAAAGAGAAAAACCAGCUUUUAAGAAGCCAAUAUGUUUCAUAUGUAAUAAGGAAGGUCAUAUAGCACGAGAAUGCAGAAACCUAUCCAAGAGAAAGACGUAUCUUAUGGUUGCGAUUGAUGGACGUUCAAGAACUGUCCCUGCAGCAAAGAUACAGGUUGAUACACCAUAUUUUACAGGUGAAAUUGAGGCAAUGGUUGUGCCGAACAUGAUAUGCGAUUUGAUAAUUGGUAAUAUAAAAGGAGUUUUAGAAAGGCCAGAUAUAAAUUGGAAAACCCGAGAUGAAAGUCAAUUUUCAUCCGGCGAAGAUAUUGCUGCAACUGGGAUGAUGGAAACCCAGCAUGCAAUAAAGGUGGGUAUUAUGGAACCCUCUGAGGUUUGCGAAGUCAAAGAGCAAACGUUUGAUGUUGAGCAAAUGAAAAUUGCUCAGAAAGAUGAUGAGACAUUAAAGAAACUUUGGAUUUAUGCUAAGGAUAAGGCGAAACUGAAAACAAAAAGAGGAUUCAGCCUGUAUCAUGAGAGGUCAUCUAUUAAGUACGUGAACAGAGGAUCACGUUGGCAUAACAAAAAGGGUAUAUAUGAUAGAGAUAUUAACCUACGAGAUGAUAGGGGUUAUAAAGACCAUGACCCAAAUAUUUCUAACCAUGAGAAGUCAUGGAGACAAAAUGACAUGAGAGAUGAUCUCGGUAAAGAGUUUAUACAUGCAGCCGAUGGACUAUGCUGUAAGUUGGAGAUUCCAUACCCAACAGUUCGACGUCUUGUACAAUUCGGGGAGCUAGAAGUAUCAAGGGAAUCGGUGAAACUUCUCAAGAAACUUGGAAGUGGUUGCUUUGGAGAGGUUUACGCUGGUAAAUGGCAUAAUACAGUUGAUGUGGCUGUUAAAACUUUGAAGCAAAGCCAGAAAACGGCAGACGAUUUCCUGGCUGAGGCGAAGCUGAUGCAUCAUUUAAGACAUAAUAAACUGGUACAGUUGAUGGCAGUGUGUACAAAAUCGGAACCUAUCUGGAUCAUAACAGAGCUCAUGAUUAAUGGGACCCUGCUAGAUUACUUACGCAAAGAUAUAGGCAAAACCCUCGGCUUCAAUUCAUUAGCUGACAUGGCUGGCCAGAUAGCAGAUGGUAUGGCCUAUCUAGAGACAGUGAACUGUGUACAUAGAGAUCUGAGAGCUGCUAAUAUUUUGGUAGGUGAUCACAUCGAAGUAAAGGUGGCAGGUUUUGGUCUAGCUAGAUUGAUUCAUGGAAGUUUUGAAGACGCAGAUGAAAAUACGAACUUCCCUAUAAAAUGGACAGCACCAGAGGUAGCAUUUGACAGAAAAUUCAGCAUAAAAUCAGAUGUAUGGUCAUAUGGUGUGUUGUUGUAUGAACUGAUUACUCAUGGAUGCGAACCCUAUCCUGGUAUGGAUAAAUUCGUAGUGCUGAAACGUGUAGAAAAAGGAUUCAGAAUGAACAAACCGUAUUCUUGUCCUUGUCCUUGUCCUGACCCUUAUUAUGAAAUAAUGCGGAAAUGUUGGAACUUGACUGCAAUCAAUAGACCAACAUUUGCUUUUCUCCAAGAUUUCUUCAACAACUAUAAUGAGUAUGCUGAAGAAACACAUCAUUCAAUAGAACAAACUCCUCGUAGAGACGACAUUAGAAAGCUUAGCGCAACUAGUGGAAGUAGUGUAAAAGCCUUGGGCGAUAAUGAAACAGAAACACGACUCGAUCUUCAACAGUCUGUGCAAAUGUCUACUCCUCAUACAUAUGAAAAUGUUCAAAAUGCAGUAACAGCAAAACAAGCUCAACCGGAAAGCAACACUGACAACCUUGCCAUUACUCCUGGAUUCAGUGUGGAAGCCUUGUACAGUAAUAAAGCAGAAACACGACUCGAUCUUCAACAGUCUGUGCAAAUGUCCACUCCUCAUAUAUAUGAAAAUGUUCAAAAUGCAGUAACAGCAAAACAAGCUCAACCGGAAAGCAACACUGACAACUUUGCCAUUACUCCUGGAUUCAGUGUGAAAGCCUUGUACAGUUAUAAAGCAGAAGCAGACGACGAGAUAUCUCUGUACCCUGACGACAUUUUAACUGAUGUGGAUCCAGUGAACAAAAGUUGGUGGAUAGGAAUAGCAGCAAAUGGUACACGCGGCCUGUUUCCAGCAGGUCAUGUAGAGAUAUUUGAAAACGUUUAUGAAGAAAUAGCAAAACACCAAAGAAUUUAAAGAUAUUUGUUGAAAACUGCAAAUACUUGAGACUUUGGCACACAUACAGUCUCAAAGGUACAUAGGUGUUAUCUAUUUUAUAUAACCAGUUAAUUUAUAAUAAUUGAUUAUUGUCUAGACUAUUUUGUAGCGAAGCCCUGUUUUUCUGAUGACAAAGAAAUAAUGUUAAGAUCUGUUAUAGGUUAUCAUUUGCCUUUUUUUUGUGAAUUUUGAACAACAGUGACUUUCAUCUUCGAAUAAAUUAAACUUAUUGAUAUAUUUGAUAUGACAUAUAUAGCGCUUAGUUAUAACUUAAAACUUAGAGCCAUGUGCUCUCUGUUGUAAUACUAUUACAUAACUGUUCAUCUUAUUGAGAUGCUUUUGUUAUUUCUUGUAUAUUUAAUCUUUCUGGAGCAAAAGCCGCAGCCUUUUCUUUUAGUUUUACCGUGGAUAAUAUAUGGCAUGAUUACAGUCGUUGUCAUACAUAUAUGUACUAAUUCAUAGUUUACCGCCUGUUUUCACGUGUAUCUGAUAAUUCAUAUUGUACUGUCUGUUGUCAUGUAAACAUGCUAAUUCAUAGUAAUGUAUAUCUGCUAAUUCAUAGUCAUGUAUAUCUGCUAACAUGGUUUACCGCCUGUUUUCAUAUAUAUCUGUUAAUUUACAUUUUACCUCCUGUUUUCAUUAUAUCUGUUAAUUCAUAUUUUACCGCCUGUUGUCAUGUAUACAUGCUAAUUCAUAGUCAUGUGUAUCUUCUAAUUCAUAGUUUACUGCCUGUUUUCAUAUAUAUCUGCUAAUUCAUUGUUAACCGCCUGUUUUCAUGUAUAUCUGCUAAAUUCAUAGUUUACCACCUGUUGUCAUGUGUAUAUACUAAUGUAUACUUACCUCCUGUUGUCAUGUAUAUGCUACCUCCUGUUAUCAUGUAUCUACGCCAGUUCAUAUUUACCUCCUGUUAUCAUGUAUCUACGCCAGUUCAUAUUUACCUCCUGUUAUCAUGUAUCUACGCCAGUUCAUAUUUACCUCCUGUUAUCAUGUAUCUACGCCAGUUCAUAUUUACCUCCUGUUAUCAUGUACCUACGUCAGUUCAUAUGUACCUCCUGUUAUCAUGUAACUACGCCAGUUCAUAUUUACCUCCUGUUAUCAUGUACCUACGUCAGUUCAUAUGUACCUCCUGUUAUCAUGUAUCUACGCCAGUUCAUAUUUACCUCCUGUUAUCAUGUAUCUACGCCAGUUCAUAUGUACCGCCUGUUAUCAUGUAUAUAAACUAAUUCAUAUUUUACCUCCAGUUGACAUAUACAUAUAUAUAUAUAUACUAAUUUGUAGUAUGCUUCUUGCUGCCAUGUGUGUGUUCUUAUUAAUAUUUUAUUAAUUGUUGUCAUGCAAUGCGUGAAAUCAUGUUGUCAGUUAUUGCUGAUAUACGACAGAAUUUAAUGCAUAUGGCAUUUCGAUACUACGUAAAUAACAUUUUAUCGAAAAAGCGGUGUUAAUCAACGUAUUACUAACAUUUUUACACUUUUACACUGUUGCCAUGUUCAGCAAAUAAAGUAGUGGAAAACGUUUCUUUUCCAAUUCUUAUAUACAGACAAUUUCUGCAUGUUAGAGGGUGUAACACAUGAGUAAGCUGUUGAUAAAUAAAUGAUACACUCACUUUCUUCGGAUGGGGUUAUUGCUAAUAACUUAAUAAAUGAAAUCCAUUUAUUAUGUUUUUGCAAUAUGUGGCAUAAAGGUUAGAUCCCCACCUUUGAUGAUGAAUAUCAACUGUUAAUAUUUGUCUUUUCUUGAUAAAAUUAGUCACCUAUCACAUAUUAUGUAUGAUGCUGUAACAGAACCAUUUAUUGUUAAUUGUGUUUUCAAAUUCGUCAUUUAGAUAUUAAAUGACAGAUUUCAAUCAAAGAUACGUGUUGGUUUUUGAUUUGAUUUACUACCAAAUCAAACAGAGCUCAUAAAGUGAG
Messenger RNA from Mercenaria mercenaria, 4649 nucleotides. RefSeq names its product proto-oncogene tyrosine-protein kinase Src-like. The record is from RefSeq and is a predicted model, not a curated record. NCBI's taxonomy places the organism in Eukaryota, Metazoa, Mollusca, Bivalvia, Venerida, Veneridae. The transcript has 13 exons. Gene Ontology annotation, cellular component: extrinsic component of cytoplasmic side of plasma membrane. Bases 1 to 2721 code for a protein of 906 amino acids. Gene Ontology annotation, biological process: cell surface receptor protein tyrosine kinase signaling pathway; cell differentiation; protein phosphorylation. Gene Ontology annotation, molecular function: nucleic acid binding; non-membrane spanning protein tyrosine kinase activity; signaling receptor binding.